UGUUUGGCUGCUCAGCUUUGAGCCCCCCGCACCUUGAAGGGCAGGCCCCGCCGGGGUCAUUGGCGUCCGCAAAGCCUGACUGUACGCUUGCUCCUACCUGCCAUGCAGCUCCGGGCUGGGUCAGCACCACUGACCCGCUGGCCCUUCACUGUUCUGAGGGUGGGGCAGGGACUCUGUCGGGAACCCAUGCGGUUCCUGUCGCUAGGGGUGCCUCCUUCUUUCAGGACCAGGCCAGGGAAAAGCCGGCCACUCCAGCUGCCGAGCCUCUGAACAAGGCUGCCUAGGAACCGGCCCAGCCCACCCUUCCAUGCCAAGCCUUCUGCCUACAAGGCCACAGACUCCCCUGGAGAGGGCGAGGGCUGGGAGCUUUCUAGGUCCGGCCGGGUGGAAGGCGCGAGUGCCGCCAGGCAGAUCCUGGUAGCCUGCGCCAGGGGCAGGGGGACCCGUCCGAGUGGGUGAGUCUUUAGGACUGGGCGGACCGGAAGGAGGAGGGUGGGUGCUGGGAGGGGCGGUGCGGUGAUUCAGCUGCAACUUCUCUCACCUGCGCUGGCGGGCGGUGGACCGGCGGCCAGCCGUGGGCGGUCCUGGCCCGCCAGUGGGCGUGGCCAGUCGCGGACUGUGCCCGUUCGCGCCCCGCCCCGGGCUCCUACCCCCCGGCCCCGGGCCCUCGGCCUCCCGCUCCCUGAGGCCCCUUGGACAACGCCUCGUCCGCCCGCGCGCCCGCCCAUGGCUGGGAAGGUGCUGUCGCUGCUGCCGCCGUCGCUGCUGGCCGCGGUGGGCCUCGUCGGGCUUCUGCUGCUGUGCGUCCCCACCCGCGACGUCCGGGAGCUGCCCGCCCUCAAGUAUGGCAUUGUCCUGGACGCUGGCUCUUCCCACACAUCCAUGUUCAUCUACAAGUGGCCCGCAGACAAGGAGAACGACACAGGCAUUGUGGGCCAGCACAGCUCCUGUGAUGUGCGCGGAGGAGGCAUCUCCAGCUACGCGGACAACCCGUCCAGGGCCGGCCAGAGUCUUGUUGAGUGCUUGGACCAGGCGCUUCAGGCGGUGCCCAAAGAGAGACACGUGGGCACGCCCCUGUACCUGGGAGCCACAGCAGGCAUGCGUCUGCUCAACCUGACCAGUCCAGAGGCCUCGGCCAAUGUGCUCGCGGCUGUGACCCAGACGCUGACCCAGUAUCCCUUUGACUUCCGUGGUGCCCACAUCCUCUCAGGCCAGGACGAGGGGGUGUUUGGUUGGGUGACCGCCAACUACCUGCUGGAGAACUUCAUCAAGUAUGGCUGGGUGGGCCGGUGGUUCCGGCCAAGGAAGGGGACGCUGGGGGCCAUGGACCUGGGGGGUGCCUCCACUCAGAUCACCUUCGAGACGGCCAGCCCAGCUGAGGAUCCAGCCAGUGAGGUCCAGCUUCGGCUCUACGGCCAGCACUACCGCGUUUACACGCACAGCUUCCUCUGCUAUGGCCGUGACCAGGUCCUCCGGAGGCUGCUGGCUGGUGCACUGCAGACCCAUGGCUUCCACCCUUGCUGGCCGAGGGGCUAUUCCAACCAAGUACUGCUUGGGGACGUGUAUGAGUCUCCAUGCACUGCGGCCCAGCGGCCCCAGGCCUUCAACAGCAGCACCAGGGUCAGCUUGUCGGGCACUAGCGACCCUGCCCUCUGCCGUAGCCUUAUCAUGGGACUCUUCAAUUUCUCCUCCUGCCGCUUCUCUCGAUGUUCCUUCAAUGGCAUCUUCCAGCCCCCUGUGGCUGGGAACUUCAUCGGCUUCUCUGCCUUCUUCUAUACCAUGGACUUCCUGAGGACGGUGAUGGGGCUGCCUGUGGCAACCUUGCAGCAGCUGGAGGCAGCGGUGGCCACGGUCUGCAACCAGACAUGGAGUGAGCUGCAGGCUCGGGCCCCGGGGGAGCGGGCCCGCCUGCCCGACUACUGCGCGGGGGCCAUGUUCGUGCAGCAGCUGCUGAGCCGCGGCUACGGCUUCCACGAGCGCGCCUUCGGAGGGGUGACCUUCCAGAAGAAGGCCGGGGACACCGCGGUCGGAUGGGCGCUCGGCUACAUGCUUAACCUGACCAACCUGAUCCCCGCCGAGCCGCCGGCGCUGCGCAAGGGCACAGACCUCGGCGCCUGGCUCGUCCUGGUCCUGCUCUUCGCCGCCAUGCUCCUGGCCGCGCUCGUACUGCUGCUGCGCCGGGCGCGCUCUGCCAAGCCGUCGAGCGCCAUCUAGCGGCGAGCUGGGGGCGCGCCGCCGCCGCGUCUCCCCGCACCCCCACCCGGCCCUCACCCCACCCCGUGUCCCCGCCACGCUGCGCAGACCCAGAAGCGGACGCUGGCGCGCACGCCCACAGGGGCCGGGCUGCGCGGCGGGGACCGAGUCCAGCCGUGCCUGCCCGCUCCAGCACCCUCCAGCCUUCAAGGCCUCCCGCUCCUCCUCCUCUCCCUGGGGGUGGGGGAUUCAGACACCCCGCAGCCCUCGGCCGGGGACUUCAGGGCCGGGUGUGCGGGGAGUGGACCUAGGGCCCCGGGAGCACCCCCACCCUCCGGGGUCUGGGUCUGUGUGAGGCGGACGGUCGGAGCCCACAGGCUGAGAGCGCAGCGCCUACUUGUGAAAAUUGUGUAAUAAAGUCUUCUUUCUAGAGCACUGGAGAGAAUGUUGGUGGGGUGGGGCCUCCUUGGGGCCGCUGCCCUCCCUCCGCACAGCUGUGUUGGCCGGGAAGACCCACUGCUAGUCCCAAGGGCGGCCCCGGGCUCCUCCUGCUUCCUUCCUCCC
Ailuropoda melanoleuca (giant panda) is the source of this 2757-nucleotide messenger RNA. RefSeq names its product ectonucleoside triphosphate diphosphohydrolase 2 (gene ENTPD2). Gene Ontology annotation, cellular component: plasma membrane. The record is from RefSeq and is a predicted model, not a curated record. Gene Ontology annotation, molecular function: UDP phosphatase activity; GDP phosphatase activity; ribonucleoside triphosphate phosphatase activity. Bases 727 to 2214 code for a protein of 495 amino acids. The transcript is spliced from 9 exons. Gene Ontology annotation, biological process: nucleoside diphosphate catabolic process. NCBI's taxonomy places the organism in Eukaryota, Metazoa, Chordata, Mammalia, Carnivora, Ursidae.